This is a messenger RNA of Sitophilus oryzae (rice weevil), 2267 nucleotides long. RefSeq lists its product as uncharacterized. The transcript is spliced from 4 exons. NCBI's taxonomy places the organism in Eukaryota, Metazoa, Arthropoda, Insecta, Coleoptera, Curculionidae. The coding region runs from base 77 to 1030 and encodes 317 amino acids. The record is from RefSeq and is a predicted model, not a curated record.
UCAUUAUAAGUUUUGUCGUCAACGAGGUUCGUGCGUCGAGUGUUUUGUAAAGUGUUUUUUACGUGUUUACGGCGAAAUGGGUAGAAACAGGUCCAAAAAUGAAAUUAAAAAGAGGCUGAAACGGAAGCAGAAUCGCCUAAACCAACUUUGGGAGCGUUUAGAGGAUGUAUCAAGCGAUGACGCAUCAUCCUCCGGCAGUGAUGAUUCUUCCAGUGAAGAUAAUCACUCUGGUUCCGAAAGGGGAAGGCGGAGCCCAGUGAAUCUCCCGCUUGAACCCAUCGAUAGCCCGGCGAUAAAUGCAGGCAGUAACAAACCAAACACCUCGGACGCAAUAAUUACCUUAUUAGGUAAACAACCAAACCUUACCCAACAGUUUGGAGAAAACAUUCACGAAGAUAUUGUAAUGCGCUGGAGCGAAUUUCUAAGAAAAGGGGUUGAAAAAGAUGACAAAAAAGCUUUGAUCGACAGUUACCCUAUCGUAGGAAACUGUAAAGAAUUACUCGCACCUAAACUAAACAUGGAAAUUGCAACAUGUUUAAACGAAAGCUUGAACCGACAAGACAUGUACCUUAGUAGGAUACAAGACGAAAUUGGGGUAGCCAUCUCCGCUUUAGGGAAACCUUUAGGCAAUUGCUUCCCUAAUCCAAGCGAACAGUCUAAUGAAUUCUUAAAACCCAGUAUUGAUGCGGCGAAAAUCUUAACUAAUGUCCAUCAUAGCAUAUCUACACACAGGCGCCAUGUUAUUCUACCUCAUCUGAACAGCUCGGUGAGGAAGAUCAUCGAAGACUACCCAAUAGACGAGUUUUUAUUUGGGGACAAGUUUGCGGAGAAACUGAAGUCAUCCAAGGAAAUACAGAAGACGUCCUCAGAUCUUAGAUUACAGAACCCCUCCACCAGUUCAAAAAACUACCAGCGCCCCAAAUACAAGUCCAAAUACAAGAACCAAUGGAACUACAAAGCGAAGGGUCGGAACACCCAAGGGGUCUCAUACAACCAAGCCCGGCUGAAAAAGAAAAGGACCCAAUAUUAAUGGAAACCUCACCCCUUAUGGCGGACAAUUACCCUGGCUGCCGGCCAUUUAUCAGGGAAGCCUUUGUAAAGAAAGGGUUUCCCGAAGAGGCCAUUGCAUCCAUAGUAGCAUCAGUAGCUGACAGUACACUAAAACAAUAUGACACCUGGUUUAAAAAAUGGUGGGGUUUCUGUUGUGACAUAAAUCACGAUAAAUGGUCCUACGACCUUACUACCUUUAUUAAAUUUCUAAGUAUACAAGUAGAUAACUCUAACUCUUAUUCGUCCAUUAACGCGUGCAAGUCAGCAUUAUCCUUUGUACUCCCCAUCGACACUCGAGAUGAGGGAAUAAUUAAAAGAUACUUAAAAGGCAUUUAUAACCAAAGGCCACCAAGGCCAAAAUACAAUACAACCUGGGAUCCUCACCCAGUACUGAGUCUGUUAGAAAAUAUGUUUCCUUUAAGUACUUUAUCCUUAGAAAAGUUAUCACAUAAGUUAGUUACUUUGUUAGCAAUUAUUACGGCGCAUAGAGUACAAACAUUCUCAAAAAUUAGAUUAAGUUAUAUAAAUCAGUUUGAUGAUAGGAUCGAAAUACUGAUCCCAGAUACCGUCAAAACUAGCGGGAAAAAUAAAUUUCAACCUGUGCUAAAGUUACCAUUCUUUAGAGACAAACCAGGGUUGUGUUUAGCAUCUACGGUUUUAUUUUAUCUAAACACAACUAAAAGCCUCCGCGCCGAUAAUAAUGAUUAUUUAAUACUGACACACAGGAAACCUUAUCAUACGGCCACAAGCCAAACGAUAAGUAGAUGGAUCCGCUCGACUCUAAAAUCCGCGGGUGUUGAUACAAGCAAAUUUUCAGGCCACAGCACUCGGCAUGCCUCAACUUCGGCCGCAUACCGAGGCGGAGUUAACAUUGAGGAAAUAAGAAAAUAUGCAGGAUGGACUGAAAAAUCAAACGUUUUUAAUAAAUUUUAUAAUAAACCAAUAUCAACACCGGCGGAUCUCUUUGCAAAAGGGGUCCUCCAAGGAUCCAGUAUUACCUGUUAAAAUAAGAGUUCCUUACUUUAAGAUUUAGUGCGUUCUGUUCCUUGUAAUUACGUUAUAUACCUAUAUGUUUGUUACAAUGUAAACAUACAGUUUAAUGGUUAUAUUAUUAUAUUUCGUUACACACCUUUAAAAGGUGCCUUUCCUAUAAAUAUAUACAAAUUACUUAAGUAUAUAUUAUACAAAGCUUAUAGGGAAUAAAGCUAUUUUCUAGA